Molecule: messenger RNA, 381 nt
Organism: Rotaria sordida
Lineage: Eukaryota; Metazoa; Rotifera; Eurotatoria; Philodinida; Philodinidae
Source: the annotation of a GenBank genome assembly
AUGCAAGGGACUAUCUAUAAUUGUUCUUCAAAUUCUCCUAUUUUAAUUCAAUGGGAUCAAAUAAUAACAAUGAUAUUAAGUGAAAUUUCUAUUUCAGCAAAAAUGUUAUCAUAUGAUGUUUAUGAAUUGAAAUUAACAGUAAUUAUAAUUGCUUCAUCGAAUUUCACUUCAUCAUCUUCAGUUCGUGUCACAAUUGCUCUAUUACAAAUUGUAAUUGAUAACAUGGAUUAUCAAUUGAUUAAUUCAACAACACAAGUUGUACUCUAUUAUUUUUGUCUCGGCAAUUAUUCAUCAGAUAAAACCAUCAAAUGGAAUAUUGAUGAAGAUUCACAUAAGUUAUCAACAAAAAUAUUACUUUUUGGACUUCAUUUAAUCAAGUGA